AUGUUUGUUGUCAUUGAUAUUGUAGUUUGAAUAUUUGACUGUAGAGGGCAUUAUAACGGUAAUUUUCUUCCGAAUGAGAAUUUAUAUUUUUCCUAUCAGGGAAAAAAUUGAUUUCUAGCUACUUUUGUGGUGACUACAUUCAGUUGUCAACUAAACCAGCUGUCUCUUUGAGGUUAGCUUUAGGUAUUUACUACUUUAUUUCAGGUAAUUUAUGUUGGAAAGUAAACAUUUGUGUUGCAUGAAUAGAAUUGAAUUGUGAUUCUGUGAAGUUUGUUAGUGAAUGCUAAUGUUUAAUUUAUUUUUCUAUAAAUACUUUUACCACGAAAUGUUAUCGAAUUAUUAUGAAGUUGAACAGACAGGUACUUUCAAAUUGUCGUUGUCUUCCUCCAAAUGUGGAGGGAGUAUUGAAAGGAGCCCUAACUAUGCAAGUAGAUGAAAUUUUAUGGUUUAAAAAAAUUACUAAAGACGUAAUAGUAAGUGUGCAGUGGUGGGGUGAGCAAGAACCUCUGAAAUUCAGGCCACUGCGGUCUAAUUGCAACGUAGGCAACAAUUCAUCAGUCGUGGUGUUUACGUAUAGAAUUUAUACAGCUCCACAAUUAUUCUACAGCUACUUAGAAGACAGCAAGCAACUCAGUUUAGUCGUAGUUGAUGAAAAUUUAUGCCUGAUUGGAUCUGCAACUCUGUGCAAUUUACGAGAAGCUUUUACUGAACAAUCCACGAAACAGAUUCGCCUUCCCGUAGUUGACGGUCAUGGUGUGAAAAUUGCAGAACUGUAUCUAAAUGUGACCCUGAAGUUCUUCAAAAACAUCUGUGACGGCAAAAUAAACUCUGCAGGAUUGUCGGGUUCCACAACAGAGUUUCCUGUCGUCCAGAAAGCAGUGAGGUCGUACGAAACCCAACGGGCCCUUGACCUGCGCAGAGGGUCGCAGCGCGGCGUGCCGGACUCGCUGGUGGAGCAGCUGCUGUGGCGGGCCCGGAGACUGCGAGAUGCCAUGGCCAGGUCUGCGCUGGAAGACUGGGAAGAAACGGACGUCCGCCAGCACCGCCCCGAGCGUCGCGCCAGCGAGCCCAGCGACGAGAAACUGCUGAGCGGUCUGCUGGGAGACUUGGAUGACGCAGUGCCGUACGAAGCAAUGGAAGUUCUGAACGAAGUAGAACCAUCAGCAGAGAUGUUGGAGCUGGUUGCGUCCCUCGGUGAUGCACCCAGGAGCACCGGAACCGACCCUGAGCAGCAGGGAAAACAGCAGUUACCAGCUAAUGGAGAGACCCAACCGAAGGAAGCUGCAGAAUGUUCUGCGAUGACAUCAGCGACUUUUGAAAAACAGCCAGUUUCAGCUGUUUCUGUUGCUGAUGAGCUCCUGGAAAUGGUGGUGAGCAUGCGUGUGUGUGUAAGCAGCCUGCAUCUGCAGGUGGCUCCUGUCAGCCACGGAACCUACUUCGUAGAGUAUGAAGUCCCUCACUGUUUGGUGGCCGGCUGUGCUCCGCUGGCCCGAACAACUUGCUCCCGGAGACUCGUGGGCAGAGCGGUGCAGUUCGGACAGAGGUUCGUGCACACGGUGUCGAGGCAAGGGCCCGCCCUGGCGGCCUUGCUGCGGGACAUGCACCUGCUGUUCCGGGUGUACUGCCGGCAGCUGAGCGACAGGAAGCGCUCCCUGCUGGGGCAGGCGACCCUGUCGCUGGCGGGGCUGGCCCGGGCCGAGCGGCUCGAGGUCCACCAGGAGCUCGCGGUUCGCGGCGUCGGCAAGUUGAGGGUCAUAGUCCAGCUGGGCAGCGACAAGGCCCAGUUCAGCCGCCGUGAGGCCGGCCCGUCGGGCCGGACCGCCCCUGGGGACGGCGGUCCUCUGCCGGCAGCCGCUGACGACGACCCAGGCAUGCAGGUGUACAGUCGCCCCGCUGUCACGGACACCCCGCGAGAGACACUCCGCAGCGGUCAGCAGCAGCUGCUGUAUGUCUUGCUGCACGUCCCGUGUGGUCGACUGGAGAGCCCCAGCGACACUUACCUUGUGUGCCGUGCUUUCUGGAGGGACCACGUCCUCACCAGCGAUGUGGCCCGGGACGGAUGCAACCCUCGCUACCAGUUGCACCAGGUGCUGCCCCUGCUGCUGUCCCCGGAGCUGCUGGAGCGCUGUCGGGACAACGUGCUGGUGCUGGAGGCGUGGCGAGCCGGCCCGGACGCUCUCCUGGGCCUCGCCAAGGUCUCUUUGCACCCCUUCUACCUGGCCUACAAGGACCCCAUUAUGGUGUCGCAGCUGCUGCGGGCCAAGAAUCCGGUGAUAAGUGCGGACAAGUGGGUCCCAGUGGUGUGCCCCGGUGGUGGCGGCGUCCGCGGGGAACUCAGGGUGCUCCUGGCUCUGGGCUCGGAGGACCAAGUGCAGUCGCUGGUAGCCGGGUCGAGGAGCAUGCCCGGGCCGGCCGGCGACGGUCCCGGGAACCUGCCCACCCCGCAGGAGGCAGCCGGGGACUCCCAACAUGUCCCGUCCGCAGGUGGCGAUGGUGUGUGUCUAGUCGAAGACGUCCGACCUCCGCAGAGCAACAGACCAGAGUCCUGUAGCUGUGGAGGUCACAAACAAAAACAUGCCGUGCGUGAAAGUACGAAUUUUAGUAAAAGCUGCAGUAAGGAAAUGCACAAACAAAAAAAAGGCAAAAAAUUUGAUUCAAACAAAAGUGUUCAUGUGUGUGCGUGCUCGUGCAAAACCGCGCAAGGAAUGCUUGAGAAACUUACUGAUGAUGACAGUGAUGAUUAUACUUCCAAGAACAAUGUACCUGCAUCCCGAGAUCUUUCAGCAAGGUUGCAGCACCUGUCGAGCAGGGAAACUAGGGAGAAACAUAUGGUGUGUUCAUCGGGGUGUUCCAGUGACACAGAGGAGCCCAUGGACACAAGGAAGGGAGACUUGCCAGACACAGAUGCAGCAAGCGUUCUGAGAAGUUCUGUUAGAUCUGAAGGUCACGGUAAUACAAUCCUGUCAGACUUGCACAGGAAUAUGAUGAUGCUGAAUCUAGCUGGAGGUGAUACUCUACAGGUGGCAAAGCUAGCAGCCUUGGGGCAACAGAGCUGGGCAUCGAAUCCAGGCGCAGCGAACGAACGUACCAGAGAGAACUUUGCAGUAGAAAACACUUUAAACAGCUUUUCACCUAGCCACUCUAACACCACUGGAUCCACGAAAGUUGGAUCGGUUUGUGACUUUAAUGGCGAGGUAGAUUGCGGGGGCAUGGUUUCCGUUGGCUGCGACACUGAGAACCAGGCCGUGUAUGUUUCCGAUUCCACUUCGACAAAGCAGGCAGAAGAGAGUGCCGAGACUUGGUCCGCGAGAGUGACAGUCGAGCAGGCGGUGCACCUGAGACUUGGAGUUCCGUGGAGCGGCAACGAUCGCCCCAAAGUGUACGUGACGUUCCAGGCACACGGUGGGGCGCGGCCUCUGACAUCACCGGCUUUGGAGGCCAGCGAGAGGCCGGUAUGGGGCUGGCACUGCGACUCCCAGCUUGCCGCACAUCUGCUGAACAACGAAGGGCAGUGCCUGGUGGUGAGGGUGUGGCAGAUGGCAGCAGCUGACCCAGACGCAGUGGCAGACACGGUACUGGGGUUUGCUGUCGUCAACCUCACAAUGCUGUCACGCGGGUCGACCUGCGUGUCAGGCUGGUACAACCUUGUAGACUAUGCAGGGAGCUGUUCUGGUCAGAUCAAGGUGACAGUGGAGCCCUUGGAGGACCUGUCGAGGUUCAGCAACAGUGCAGCGGAGGUAGAGCCACAUGUCCAGGAAGAUCACGACCAUUUGGAGGCUGAUUUAUACAGCAACCUCAAAGAGAAACUGAAUGAACUCGAUGAUAUCACCGCAAGACUGCGUCAGAGGCUGGGCACUGUGUUGAGCGAUGAGAGGAUGUUGUGUGCACCUUCCACCGAUGCGUCGACACUGGUCGUCGGGCCGGAGAUGGUGGCUGCUUCCACGUCCUGUCAGGAAAGCAUGCUGGAAGACAAGGGCAUCCAGACAUCGAUGUUCGACGAAGACUCGGACGCCUUGACGGACUGGUUGAUGGGGCAGACGGUGCGAGACCUGGAGCUGGAGAACGUGUUCAACCCGCUGCUGUUCCAGCCGCUCAUCAGCUCGUGCGUGGAACAGUCGAAGUCGCCGCGAGACGCAGAGUCUCGCCGCAGCCGGUCCGGACCCACCGCGGGAGCCGACGAGCCCGGCACGUCCGCAGGGGGCUCCUCCCGGCCGCAGACCGUCGCGGAGAGGCUGCAGAUGCUGUGGAACGGCUCUGGUGACUUGUGCGAGGCGCCGAGGCAAGCUCCUGACGGUGUCAGCAUGUGUGAGAACAGUACUUCUGCUAGUCAGCUGUCUGGCUUGGAGGAAACAAAUAAAACAGGCAAGACAUGACGUUCCGCAAGAACUUGGACCUGUUGAACUCCAACAUCGCUAGUACUGGACGAGUGAUGGAUGAAUUAGCCCACAUGCAAUUCUUGCCGAGUGCUUGUAUUUGAACAGUGUUUGAACAGUGAACACUAUUGACUAGCAUUUUAUAAAUAUAUUUUCAAACUGUGUGGCAUGUAUUUUUUUAUUUUUGAUUGGCUGUUUCAUAACUUUCGUUGAUCGCCAGGUCGUUAGCAGAUUAUGUGAAAUAUAUUUCUUUCCAAGAACUUAAUUGCUAAGCUUAAACUUAUUAAUUACUUUAAAAAAGUUGAUGUGUAGUUAUUUGUUUUGCAGAAAAUUUAAAUGAGUUAUUCCUGUUUUCUGAUAUUCUUAUAUAAUAUUGCUGAAUGCAAGGAAUAAAAACAUAACAGCUUUCA
This is a messenger RNA of Bacillus rossius redtenbacheri, 4783 nucleotides long. Its product is annotated as C2 domain-containing protein 3. Lineage: Eukaryota; Metazoa; Arthropoda; Insecta; Phasmatodea; Bacillidae. The coding region runs from base 342 to 4373 and encodes 1343 amino acids. The record is from RefSeq and is a predicted model, not a curated record. The transcript has 15 exons. Gene Ontology annotation, biological process: centriole elongation; cilium assembly. Gene Ontology annotation, cellular component: centriole; centriolar satellite.